CGGUCGCCCAUUUCCUGCUUUGACAUGAUGUGUGCACAGAACAGAGAAGAGAAACUUCCUUCACUGUAGAGCUGAUCGUUUUUUUCCGACAGCCGAGAGCAGAGGGAGGACGCCUGUUGUCAAAUGCUGUGCACAUUUAUUUUAGAAUAAACCAGAGAGGAUAUAAAUCAUCAAGAGGAGCGAUGAGCCGUGGAUCCAGAUCCAGAGCCGAGUGCGUCCGCAGCUCGCUGCUGAGCCUCCAGGAGCACGAGGCGCUGGAGGAGCUGCUGGGCAGGAGGUGUUCUUCCAUGGCCACUGCGGUGGCACAGUUGUUCAUGGCUCUGCCUCACAGUCCGUCCGUGUGGAGCCUGCAGCACACCGGCGUGGUGUGUUUCAUCAAAGACAACCCUCAGCGCUCCUACUUCAUCCGGAUGUUUGACCUGAAGGCCGGACGGCAGGUUUGGGAGCAGGAGCUCUACAACCAACUGGUUUACUCGUCGCCUCAGUCGUACUUUCACACCUUUGCUGCAGAUGACUGUCAGGUGGGACUGAACUUUGCUGAGCCACAGGAAGCCGAGGCCUUUCAGACGGCCGUCGAGGGCAAAAUCAACCAGAGACACAACCGUCCAGAAAAGAAACUGCGCCCCCUGCCGCCCAGUGACAGAGGUUCCCUGCCUCGACUGCCACCAGAGAAAGCAGCGUCCGGCAGCCCCGGGUCUUAUCGCAUGGCCACCGUGGACAUCCAGAACCCAGACAUCCACUCGUCACGCUACCGCUCCACGCCCUCGCCCGCCGCCUCCUCGGCUCUGAGCAGCAAAGAGAAGAAGAAGGACAAGAAGAGCAAGAAGAAGGGGCCCAAGUUCUCCAAGGCCGACAUCGGAGCCCCCAGCGGGUUCAAGCACGUCUCUCACGUGGGAUGGGAUCCCAACAACCUGGACCCUGACCUGUGGCAGCUGCUCUCGCAGGCUGGGAUCAGCGAGGCCGAGAUGAGGGAUGAGAAGACGUCUCAGCUCAUCUACAACGUCAUCGAGCAGUCCGGGGGCAUGGAGGCCGUGAAGAGGGAGGUGAACAACGCAGCUCCUGGCGCUCGGCCUCCUCCGCCCAGCAGGGGGUCUCUGCCUCUGCCGCCGGGCUCCGGGGCCCCGACCCCUCCGCCCCCUCGAAGCCGCUCCGGCCCCCUGCCUCCCGUCCCAGGUCAGUCCCAGCGAGGGGCCCCGUCUGCUCAGCCAUCUUCAGCACGUGGAGGCGGGCCACCCCCACCCCCACCCGCCCCAACCACCAGAGGCGGUCCUCCACCGCCGCCGCCUCCUGCUCACUCCGCGCCCUCUCGGUUCCCAUCACCCACCUCAGUGCCGAUGUCCUGCCACAACGCGCCUCCUCCCCCGCCGCCGUCGAGCCAUCAGCGCUCCGCGGGUUUUCCUGUCCAGUCUACACCGAGCAGAGGAGGAGGAGGAGGAGGGCCUCCACCACCGCCGCCUCCUCCACCUCCUCCUCCUCUGACCUCUACUCCUUCAGAUUUCCCAGCAGCCCCUCUGGUGUCGGGAGGCCCGGCACCACCUGCCCCUCCGUCGUCUGGAGGAGGCGAAGGCAGAGGAGCUCUGCUGGAUCAGAUCCGACUCGGGAAGAAGCUCAAAAAUGUGACAGACAGCCCGGAUCAAGCUCCGCCUUCCUCUCCAGCGUCAGGCGAGGGCAUCGUGGGCGCUCUGAUGUCAGCCAUGCACAAGAGGAGUAAAGUCAUCCACUCCUCCGAUGAGAGCGAAGACGAGGGCGGAGACGAAGACGAUGACGACGACGAAUGGGACGAGUGAUGCAGAGGUCUUUUAAUAAGUACAACUGUGAUUUUAUGUUGUUAGAAACAGGAAUAUGACUUGUACACGAGCUGAUGGAAUAAACAUGUAAUUCAAUAUAAAGGACACAUUCAAGGGAA
This is a messenger RNA of Scophthalmus maximus (turbot), 1906 nucleotides long. RefSeq names its product wiskott-Aldrich syndrome protein. Gene Ontology annotation, biological process: actin filament organization. Lineage: Eukaryota; Metazoa; Chordata; Actinopteri; Pleuronectiformes; Scophthalmidae. Gene Ontology annotation, molecular function: actin binding. The record is from RefSeq and is a predicted model, not a curated record. The transcript is spliced from 11 exons. The coding region runs from base 183 to 1787 and encodes 534 amino acids.